UGGACCUUCCAGGCGGGGAGUCCUCGGCUGUGCGGUGUUGGUGGGGAAGCCUCGGAGCUCAGACCCGGCCAUGCUGCUGAACAAGAAGAAGGAAGCGGUGGCCCGAAGAGCCACGCACUCGGUGCUGAGCGAGGAGACGGUGAUCGCCGUGGAGUUCAGCCCGUUCGACAGCUGCGACGCCGGCACCCUAAUCGCCUACGGAGGGGACAACUACGUGGUGGUGGGCAGCUGUCGCUUCCAGGAAGAAGAUGCGGAAGUUAAAGGUAUGGAAUACAAGACCUUGCAGACCUUUUACAGAGGAGUGCGAGUGGGUGCCAUUGCCUGGAGCCCAGAGACAAAGACCGACACACUGACGCCCCUGGUAAGGUUAUGCACAGCGGAUGCCGACAGGAAGUUACGGCUACUGACGUCUGAUCUGAAAGGCAGCACGUGGAAGGUCAUUGAAGGCCACACGGAUUACAUCAACGACCUGGUCUUCGAGCCCGUCAAUGGUAAACAGAUAGCGAGCGUGAGUGACGACCACACAUGCCGUAUCUGGGACCUCGACGGAAAUCAAAAGACUUCGUUUCUGCUCCACUCUCCGGGAAUGAGCUUGUGUUGGCACCCUGAAGAAGUCUUCAAGCUGAUGGUGGCAGAGAAGAACGGGACCGUCCGCUUUUACGAUCUGGUCACCCAGCAAGCCAUUCUGUCGCUGGACUGUGGGCAGAUGCCGCUGAUGUCAGCUGACUGGUGUCUAGGGAACACGAUUAAAGUUGGCGCAGUAGCGGGGAAUGACUGGUUGAUCUGGGACAUCACCCGCUCCAGUUAUCCCCAGGAGAAACGACCAUCACACUUAGAUGGAGCUCACAGAUUUCGGUGGUCAAAAGCCAAUGAAAAUCUUUUUGCAACAAUUGGCUACCCCGGCAAGAUGGACAGUCAACUCCUUGUGCACCAUUUGGGUCACCCACAGGCAAUCCUGGUCGGCUCUGCCCCCGUUGCUUCAGGAAUAAGCUGGCAUCGGACACUCCCAUUGUGUGCCAUGGGCGGAGAUCGGAAAGUUUUAUUUUGGAUGACGGAAAUGUAGAGAAGAUCCUUUUUGUCUGUUCAUUCACACUGUGGAACAUUUUAAAUGUGAGCCUUGUUGCUGUGCAGGAAGCUGAUACGGUCUCAGCACCUCAUCCGCUCCAUUCGAGAAGGCCUCGAUGUGAAACAUUAAAGUUUUUGUUUUUUGUGAAUAUCA
Mobula hypostoma (lesser devil ray) is the source of this 1219-nucleotide messenger RNA. RefSeq names its product nucleoporin 37 (gene nup37). NCBI's taxonomy places the organism in Eukaryota, Metazoa, Chordata, Chondrichthyes, Myliobatiformes, Myliobatidae. The coding region runs from base 71 to 1063 and encodes 330 amino acids. Gene Ontology annotation, molecular function: protein binding. The record is from RefSeq and is a predicted model, not a curated record. The transcript has 9 exons. Gene Ontology annotation, cellular component: nuclear pore outer ring.